This is a messenger RNA of Corythoichthys intestinalis (scribbled pipefish), 9534 nucleotides long. RefSeq names its product roundabout homolog 2-like. The record is from RefSeq and is a predicted model, not a curated record. Lineage: Eukaryota; Metazoa; Chordata; Actinopteri; Syngnathiformes; Syngnathidae. Gene Ontology annotation, biological process: cell-cell adhesion. Gene Ontology annotation, molecular function: protein binding. The transcript has 25 exons. The coding region runs from base 391 to 4314 and encodes 1307 amino acids.
GUACAGCUCUCGCCUCACAUCGCCGCACACUGGCGUCUGGAGCACAUGAAUGGAACACUUUGACCUGUAAGGAGUUAAAUAUACCCUUUCUUUGUGUGGUGUUAGUGUUAAAAGAGAAUCUACAUAGGAGGAAGUAGGAGAGCAUGAGGGGUCAAGGUGAUGCUGUUGAAUUGUAGGUUCCUCCAGGCGGAUGAUGAUUGCUGAUGGUGAUGAUGAUGCUGACAAAGCUCUCUGGGAGGGACAGUAAAGUUUGUUUGGGGGUGAUUUCACUCGCUUGAAAUCAUCCAGCUGAGGCUAAAGAGCUUCAGUGCUAAAGAGGGAGCUGCUGUGUGGCAAGGAAGGAAGAAAGAAAAAUCCAAUCGGGGCUUGUGACACAAAGCCAUCUCGGAGAUGAACUUUGGACAUCUGCUGCUUGGGUUGUUGGCUAUAUUCACCACCUCUGUAACAUCAGGGUCCCGAGUUCGGUUUGAGGAUAGCGGCCCUCGGAUUGUGGAGGACCCAUCCGACUUGAUCGUCUCCAAGGGGGAGCCGGCCACCCUCAACUGCAAAGCAGAGGGCCGCCCACCUCCAAGUGUGGAGUGGUACAAGGAUGGCGAGCGGGUGGAGACGGACAGGGACGACCCCCGCUCGCACCGCAUGCUUUUACCUAGCGGCUCGCUCUUCUUCCUGCGCAUUGUGCAUGGUCGACGCAGCAAACCGGAUGAGGGCGUGUACACCUGUGUGGCACGUAACUACUUGGGGGAGGCUGUCAGUCGUAAUGCGUCGCUGGAAGUUGCGAUCCUGCGAGAUGAUUUCCGUCAAGCGCCAAGCGACGUGGUGGUCGCUGCAGGCGAGCCCGCCGUCCUGGAGUGUGUGCCACCUCGCGGUCACCCGGAGCCCGUGGUGUCCUGGAAGCGCAACAACGUCAGGGUCAACACCAAAGAUGAACGCAUCUCUGUGCGCGGGGGCAAGCUUAUGAUCUCGCACACCAGAAAAGGUGACGCGGGCAUGUACGUGUGCGUGGGCACCAACAUGGUGGGGGAGCGCGACAGCGACCCCGCUGAGCUGGUGGUGUACGAGCGACCCGUGCUGGUGCGCAGGCCCGUUAACCAGGUGGUAAUGGAAGAUGACACCGUCGACUUCCUGUGCGAGGUCCACGGCGACCCUCCUCCCACUGUACGAUGGCGGCGAGAGGAUGGUGAACUACCCCGAGGGAGGUUUGAGAUUCGCAAUGGCAACAGCCUACGUUUAUUCCGCGUGAAAGAACAGGACGAGGGGACGUACACCUGUACGUCGGAGAACAGCGUGGGCAAGACUGAGGCCUCGGCCAUGCUGCAGGUGCACGUACCACCUCAGAUCGCUUCCAAGCCUCGGGACCAGAUCGCUUCCCAGGGGAGGAGCGUCACCUUCCAGUGCGGCACCACGGGUAACCCCCCGCCUGCCAUCUUUUGGCAGAAAGAGGGCAGUCAGAUGUUGCUAUUCCCUGGCCAACCACCAUCACAGUCAGGUCGCUACUCUGUCUCCAUGAGAGGGGAGCUGACCAUCACUGACGUCCACCCGGAGGAUUCAGGCUUCUACAUCUGCCAGGCCAUCAGUGUGGCGGGCAGCGUGCUGAGCAAGGCUCUGCUGGAGGUGGAAGGAGGACCUUCCGGCCAAAUUCCCCCGAUUAUUCGCCAAGGCCCGGCCAAUCACACGGUGUCCCGUGGCGCUACGGCUCACUUGCACUGUCAUGUCAUCGGAGGACCUUCGGUCAAGAUUUCAUGGGAGAAGGAUGGAGAUGCAAUCGAGGGGAACGACGCUCGCCUGACAUUGGAGGAGAAUGGCACAUUGGAAAUAAGAGACAUAGAGGAUGCUGACUCGGGCAUGUACACAUGCGUGGCUUCGAGUCCCACAGGGGAGACAAGCUGGAGCGGGAUGCUGACUGUCCGAGAAGGCCCCAUCUCUCCCCCGUCCCGCAUCUCUGAGUUCAUCCAGCUGCCGGGACCCCCGCAUAAGCCCGUGGUGACAGAUGUGACCAGAAACGGCGUCAUGCUCACCUGGCAGUCUAACCCGCACGAGGGUGGGGCAGCUGUAACCUCCUAUGUCAUCGAGGCCUUCAGCCAAUCGGUGGGCAGCACCUGGCAGACGGUGGCCGACCACGUGAAGCACGAGCGGCACACCGUCGUGGGACUCUUCCCCAACACUGUUUACCUCUUCAUUGUCAGAGCGCUCAACUCUUACGGCUUGAGCGACCCCAGCCCCAUCUCGGAGCCGGUCAGGACCCUAGAUGGGAGUCCUCCAGAAACAGGUUUGGACCACCGACAAGUGCAGCGUGAACUUGGCGAGGUGUCGGUCUACCUGUCAAAGCCCGCUGUUCUGUCACCCACCAGUGCCAAAAUUUUUUGGACCGUGGCCCGUCACUCCCGUUACGUUCAGGGUUACCGCGUGUUUUACCGCACCCUUGGCAGCUCCUGGCUGGUUCGGGAUGUGGAGGCCACGUCGGAUAACAGCGCCAUCUUGGCGGAUUUGCUCCACGACACAGAAUAUGAAGUGAAGAUACGGCCUUACUUCAACGAGCUGCAAGGACACGACAGCCUCAUGGUGUUGCUGCGUACCCCGGCGGAAGUGUUGAGCGCAGCGCCACAGGCGGUGUCGGUGGUGCAGCUCACCAACAGCUCCAGUAUCAGCGUGUCCUGGGAGCCGCCACCUCAUAAUGCUUACAGUGGCAUCAUUCAAGAGUAUAAGGUGUGGUGUGUGAGCAGCAGCUUGGACCAGGAGAAGCACAUCAACCGAACAGUGGACGGGACGGUGGUGUCCAUCCUAUUGGACGGCUUGCUCCCUGAUGUUCGCUAUGCCGCCAGUGUGGCCGCCGUCACCGGCUUGGGCGUCGGCGCUCACAGCUCACCUGUCCAUUUCGUUCUAUCCCGCCCAGGGGGCUUCAGCUCCACUCCUGUUAGGACGGGCAGAAGUGAUGUGAGCAUCUCGGAGCAGAUCACCGUGGUGGUGCGGCAGCCUGCUUUUAUUGCUGGGCUUGGAAUGGCUGCCUGGCUGGCUCUGAUGGGUCUAAGCGGCUGGUUCUACUGCCGCCACCGCCGUAGGAAGCAGCUGGGCCACUACACCACAUCCUUUGCGUACACGCCUGCUGUUGGCUUUGCUCAUGGGGAAGGAUCUGGAAUCAUCAAUGGAGGGCCUGGCAUGCUAGGCUCAAACAUGGGCAACUUCCCCUGGCUGGCCGACUCAUGGCCCACUCCCAACCUGAUGCACAACAGCAAAGAUUCUAUCAACUGCUGCUCUGGCAAACUUGACUCUGAGAAAUUUUACAAUGCUGUCGGUAUGGCCAACUACCACUCAGAGAAGCACGACAUGGCGUCCAACGACAGUCCCAUUUACAGCACUGUCAAUGCGGCGACUGAAGAAGACCUGCUAAGCUACUACGACACCUACUCUAGCGCCUCUUAUAAGCAAGGGCCUGACCCAUACAGUAGCAGCCCAACACUGUCCAACAGUGGCUUGGUGGCUCUUGAGCAGGACCUGGACCAGUGGACCAUGCAGUCUGGACACUCCACCUCUGAAUACGCCAAGCUGCACUACUCCAAGAAGAGCAACGAUAAACUGGUCAAGCAGAGAUCCACUGGGUCGGUGUGCACGCCGGCUCCCCUCACCUGGGUGGACGUUCUGUCUCUUCCUCUUCCUGCAAACAAGGACGGUCGGGCCUCUGAUGUGGAUAGCGAGGAGCGACGCAGCUCCGGGGAGGAAGAUGACGAUUGGUGUCCCCCGCUGCCCGCCAGGACUUACCUAAUGGAUGACCCCCCAGCCGCCUUCCAGUCGUCCCAUUCAGUCACAUCCUCCCCUCAGCGCGAUGCGGUGAACCCUGGUGAAAGUCUGAAGCCUCGGCACGCGGAUCUGUUAAUCCGUCAGCACUCCCACUUCUCCCAGUCCAACCCGGAUCUGUUGGCCAAGACCGUUGAGACGCACCAUGGCGGCAGUCGUUGGGCGGAAACCUUGAGGGGCGACGGCCUCUACAAAGGACAAUCUCCUGGCGCGCUUGGCGAAUUUGGCCCUGCAGCUCUGUCACACAGAAGCAGGACCAAGAAGAAAGCCCCUAAGGACGCAGCGCUCAGACGGGAGCCGCACAGCCAGACAGAGCUGCCUCCUCCUCCGGCCCCUCCGCUCCCCGACCUUGCAACCCAUGCCGUUGACGACCACCGGAGAGGUGCCACAAAAUGGCCGACACCGGAUGAAAAUGUAAUCCAGUUGGACUCGUCCAACCAGAUGUCGGACUACGGAUCGCUUGGUGGCGUAUUUAACAGAUCACCAGCUUCUACUGUACACACGAGGGACCAGAACCUCUUCUGAUCCGCCAAUUUCUCCAUUUCUGUCUCGUGAGCCAUCCAUUGACGAAGGACUUCACUUUCAAACCGUCUGUAAAAUAUCCAGACUCAACCAGAUGGAACCUUUCACACUUCUUACACUGUUUUGUCAGCCUGAUAAAGAUUAAAAAAAAAAAAUUAAAAAACAUUAUGUAAAUGUUAGCUUUUGCAGCCACCAUUAAACGGUGCACGUAUGCAAUCGAAUGAUAGGUGGGUGUGAGAGUGCUUGCUUGUGUGUGUUCAGUGUUUGCGUUGAUGUUGCGCCAAAAGUCAGGUAGCCAACCAGUGAUUUACUUUCUACUUGUAAUUGUAAACCUCUGCUACUAUUACAACAAACAUGUAAGAUGAAAAUAUUAGGGUGAAACAGCGCCAUCCAACGCCCUAAAUGUGAAUUGCGUCAAACGUUUAUGAGAACAAGUGACUGAGAUGAUGAAAGGAGCUCAUUAUAUUUCUGUUAUAAUAACCAAAUAAUUUGACUAUUUUCAAAACAUUAAAUUCUACAUUAUUUCACAAAUAAAAACUCAUCGAUGGAUUGCAUCUUUUAAUAUAAAUAUAACAAUUGUUUAAGAAAUUUCAUUUAAUUUGUAAAUUUUUUUAAAUUUUUGUAUUGUUCUUCCAGGUAUACCAUUAGAUACAUAAUAUCUGAAUAGAUAUUACGAUUGUUUUUGAAAUGAAAAAAAAAAAGAAAGGUUUUUUUUUAUUAGUGAUUAGGUGUAAAUUUAGCUUAUGAAAUAUCUAUUUUUGUUCGACUUCAGUAUUUGUUAAAUACUGGAAGGAACAGGGAAACUUCAAGCUUUGGAUCAAGUAUAUCACAGCAGAUAGAAUUUUGUUUCAGAAUUUAAAAUUUUUGUUUUAAAUUUUGUUAAUUUAAUCAAAAAUGGAUGGAUGGUUUAUUUAAGACGUGGUUGGCCCCGGGUGAAACUAAUAACAGUGCCCGGUGCACAGUCUUGCAAAAAGACUUUUCAUUACGGACAUUGGGGUCGCACAUGAGAGGAGAAAAACACCAGCGGUCUGUGGCAGCAGCUCUGUGUUUACACUUUACAGUGAAAUAAAAUUAAUUUUUUUGUCAUCAGAAAUUGUUGCGACAUGUUUUGGUCUUAAAUUAUAUUUUUAAGAUUUUAAAAAUGUCUUAAAAAACAUCAAAAUUGCCUUUUAAAUUGGUGCAAGAACCCUGUUUUAAACACCAUUUUUUCAGCCCAUCAAAUGUGAGUAUUACAUAUAGUCCACCAUUGCUUGUGACGUCAGUUAUACCCAAAACUUUCUACGCAAUUGCGAUAGCAAUCUUGUUUUAACGCGAGUUGUGACCCUAAAUAGUCGUAAAUACGUAUACGUAUUUUGCUUGGGGGAAUAAAAAGGAGAAUUUUGUGUAUGCUGUGCUACUCCAUUGCUGUAGGUUGGUCAAUGUUGAUGUAGGUUGGUAAAUUGCCAUACAGUGGUUCAGUGUAGUUUAUCUAUAACACCCAUGCUGCAGCUGUGCUGUGCUAGUGUGCUCUGUCGUGUAGUGUACAAUUAUUUCAUACUUGGAAUUUACUAAACUAAAAACGACAUAACGAAAAGGAAAAGGAUGUUCAACUAUUGCCAGAGGUGUCGCGUCCCAUUAGGCAAACCAGGCAAUUGCCUAGGGCCCCCAGCCAGCAGGGGCCCCCAGAGGGCCAACAGAUUUAGCACACGCAGCUUUACUGCACUGUCGCGGGCAUAAGUGCGACAGUGCCAGUGAAAGCCUUGUGUCCGAGUUCCCUGAAGGGGCCCCUUCACUCGCUCUACACUCCCCCCCUCCCUCACGUGACUCAGAAGCCCUUUUCACAUACAUAUCCAGGGAAAUUCCCGUGUAAGGUGACGCGGGAUUUACCCUCGUCAUUGCUUUUACUCCCAAAAAGAUGUCCCGAGAAUGAAGCGGGUUUCAAAGACUUGACCCGUGUUAGGGCAUAUGGCACGCUCUGGCUCUGCAAUCACCAUACAGCGCCAUCUCUUUUUUUAUCCAAAUUAUUUAUUUUAUAGCAAUUCUUCCUUAGUUUAACAUCCAUACAUUGUUUUAGUAUACAUACAGGACACCUGCCUAAAACUUUUGCACAGGACUGUAUAUUUUUAUUAUAUUAUGUAUAUACAGGAUAUAAUGUAUGUAUAUAUUUUCCCCAAGUACUGUAUAUGAAUAUAUAUUUAUUUCAAAAAGUUAGCGAGAGAGAACCCUGGCCCGGCCCGAUCAGGAUGUAAUAAUUGACAUUUUCCUUUCGUCAUGUUUUCAGUUUAAUUUAGCUGUUUCCAGCUUGCUAUGUUUAUAAUUGCGAUGUUUGUUUACUGCAUUUCCUCUUAGUGCGAAGAGGGAGGAAGUGACAUCGGCCCGCCAUGAUAUUUAAGUCAUCAGCCAUCUGCUGUGACCCGGGAAUUUAACGCCUGCUUUCACGCACACCGCUUCCCGGGAAAGUCCCGGACAUGAUACUAGGACGCGACCGGUGAAAUCGACACGGGCAAUUGUUUUCACACACAACUUCUGCACGGUUAAGUCCCGCGAUAUUCCCGGUGUUUUGGAGUAUGUGAAAGGGGUAGAGUGAAAGUGAGCGGCGAUUUGGCUUUUUUUAAAUUGGCGUAUAUCCAAAAUGAAGAGAAGUUAUCCUUGUGGAAGCGACAAAAGGAAGAAAAAAAAGCAGAAGAGGAAAAAAGGAAGCAAGACAGCAGUGAGUGUACUAUGUUAUUGUAGUUUUAUGUCCUAAUAUAGUAGAAGCUGGGCACUUUGAGUGUCCUAAAAAGCGCUCUAUGAGACCGAGACGUUAUUAUACUUUUAUUAAAUAUGCUAUUGUUCCAAGUCCAACUGUCCCCCUUACUUGCACACACUCGAAGGGCCGCAUGUUGCUUGUUGCCUAGGGCCCCCGGGGACCCUUGCUACGCCUUUGACUAUUGCACAGUGUUCUGUUUUCGGCUGUAUGAACAGGGAGAACAGGAUUUGCCCGUCACCCUCCGUGCAAGCCAAGCUGAUGACAGUACUCUUGGAAGAGGUGGGAGUGAAGUCAGGCAUUAAAACUAUUAUUCAUUUUUGCCCAUAAACGAUCCGGGAGCUCGUAGAGGGCAUGAUGCAGGUAAAUGCUACCUUCAUUAUGGAUGCGAAUAAUGCGGUCAACAUCCUCUGAGAAAGGUGGAAAAAGAAAGGCAACAAGAGAGAAAAAAGACUAAAGAUGAGAAAGAGAACAUGACACCAUUUUUUUAUUUUUAUAACUGGGUUUGAUAUUCUUCAGAGUUCACUUGCUGCAUGCUAACAAUGCCCGCUAAUGCCUAUCUAGCACAUUAACUUGAGAGCUAAAACUAUCCGAGCUGUGAACUUCAAACCCAAACUGGCAAACCCGUAGCCCUUUGUGUUAGGAGUAACGCCGUUAUAAAUAAUGCCGUUACGUAAUGGCGUUAUUUUUCAGUAACGGGGUAAUCUAACUAAUUACUUUUUCCGCCGUUACAACGCCGUUACCGUUACUGACGGUCAAAAGCGGUGCGUUACUUACUCUGAAUAAAUUGAAGAAUCUACCAGCCGUGUCGAGCCGACUCUCUGCUCUGUUGAUUUGUCAUCCAAGACUUGGGGAGCGUUCAGGUUCGAGAAUAGCGCACGUACUUCUGACUCCAAGCUGUUUGUCCCUGCUCAUUCAAUUAGACAAUGCUUUCCAAAGUUUGGUAACGUUUCUGUGUUUGCUACACCUGAUGCUAGCCUCGUUCCCAUCUCCCACUGUCAGCCAGCAAUAAUUCUGCUUCCAUCUUGAGGACGGCAGACGCUUUGAAGGUGACGUGAAAUGUCGGGAAACGAGCCUACCUGAAUGCAGCCCCUCGAGAGAUGCGAUGGAAGUGAUUGUGAUUGGCUGAGGGUUAGAGUCAUGUGUCGUGGUAAGCCAAUCAGAGCCGGUGAUUUCACAAGCAAACCGGAACAGCGCGUGCGGCAAACACAUGCAAAACAGAUGCACAGGGUCGGGAUGGCAGAGCAUUCAGUAGAAAAAUUGUCCUUUAAGAGGUGGAGAUAUAGACACUAUUUCAAGUUUGUCGAAAUUAAAGGAAAGAGCCUGCAUGUAAUGUGUAAUUUAUGUCCCGGGGCAAAGCUUUUGUCGACAUCUGUGGUAAGCAAUUCAAAUCUGCUGAAGCACCUAACAAGUUAACUACCUGCAUUGUGAUACAUCCUAGCUGGCUGUCCGUAAGUUACCUGUAGCGCAAAACAAUUUGGGUAUAACUGAUGUCACAUUCAUCCCAAAAUGGCAGCACCGAAGAGUUUUCGUCAUUUUCAGUGGUUAUUUUAACUCUUGUAAUUUGCAUACUUAGAAUCUUUGCGCAACCAUUUUCCACACGUCAUUCAUUCUAAACCUUCCCUCUUCCUUUUAAUAUACUAGUAUAUACUGGACUGUCUCAGGAAAUUAGAAUACACAAUAAUUUUUUGAGACAGUCCUGUGUAUAUAUACAGGACUGUCUCAGGAAAUUAGAAUACACAAUAUUCUAAUUUUCCAGUCAAAAAAUUAGAAUAUUGUGUAUUCUAAUUUCCUGAGACAGUCCAGUAAAUAUCAAAGACAAACAAAUGCACUAUUUAGCAUUAUAAAAGAAAUGUCAAUAAAUUUCAUAUUUUUGCUUAAAAAAAUAAAGAUUCCUUUUUAAAAUAUAAAUAUAUAUAUAUAUAUACACAUAUAUUAAAAAAAUCAACGCAAUAUUGCUAAAUCAAACCUUUAUUUUGAAUUAUAUUUUAAUUUGAAUAAAAUCUAAUAGCUGAGCUGUCAUUUGGUUAUACUGUAUUACUGCACAUCUAGUUGCAAAUUAAAUACUAUUUAUGCUUCAAGUUUUUUGUUUUUUGUUUUUUAUGUCAAUGAGAUGUCAAAGCAACUUUGAUGUUGUACAGAAGAUUCUUGAAUGUAACUGAGGAAAUGACAUGAUAUAAAAAGCGUGAGUGCAUGUGUGUAAAUGUGACUUGUGUAAAUGACGUGUGUGUGGGGGGGCUGUGUGUGUGUGUACUGUACUGUGACACCCUUGUACAUCGCCAAUGGGUUACGAUCCAUUCAGUUAUUGGCGGGAAUAAAUCAAUUUUGAAAAUUCUGAAGAUUGUUGUUUGUUUUCCUUGGAAUUUACAUUUUAAUCAUUUAAGACAUUUUUUUGUGGUGUGGAAAGCUUUGAAAAGCUGUAUCGCUUACAGAUAUAUUUGUUGAUUAUGCAAAAACGUCUAUUUUUUAGCUAAAAAAAAAAAAAAAAAAAAACUAAA